UCUGCCCCGCUGCAAUAAAGGCAGAUAGCGGACCAUGGGGAGCAGGGGAAAACUUUUUAUACUGACAUGUUAACGCCAUGACUUUUGAGUAACAUCUAAGUGGGACGAGGCUCCCGGCGUGAGGAGGACAGGGCCUUUUACAGAAAGAAGAAGAAGAAAAGGGAGCACUUGCCAUCAGUUUGGGUACAGGGACGGGAAAAAAGCAACAUUUGAGACGAGUCCAGCAAAAAAGAAAAAAAAAGAAGCGGUGGAAAUCCAGUUUGGACAUUUGAAUGGAAAGAUGAGCUUGCUGUCUGCCAUAGACACGAGUGCCUCCGUGUACCAGCCGGCUCAACUUCUCAACUGGGUCUAUCUCUCCUUACAAGACCCCCACCAGACCAGCGCCUUUGACGCGUUCAGACCCGAACCCAACUCUUCCCACCCGGAUCUCAGUUUCAGCAAGACUCCCGCAGCGGCGGAUUUGAGCUCUUCCCUGAACUCCAACUAUCUCAACAACUUCUUCCAGCUGCAGCGAAAUGAGGCCUUAAACAACAACGUGUAUAAGAACGUGUCUCCCUAUGGCUCCCUGAACAAUAUUGUGGACGGACUCAACUCCCUGACGGACCAUUUCUCAGACCUUUCCCUCUCUUCUGAAACAAGAAAACCGAACAAAAGACCCCCACCCAACUACUUGUGCCACCUGUGCUUCAACAAGGGGCACUAUAUCAAAGACUGCCCUCAGGCCAGACCCAAAGGUGAAGGACUGACACCCUACCAAGGGAAGAAGAGAUGCUUUGGAGAGUACAAGUGCCCUAAGUGUAAGAGGAAGUGGAUGAGUGGCAACUCCUGGGCUAACAUGGGACAAGAAUGUAUCAAAUGCCACAUCAACGUCUAUCCACACAAACAGCGACCUUUAGAGAAGCCAGAUGGCCUGGAUGUGUCUGACCAGAGUAAGGAGCACCCCCAACACCUGUGCGAGAAGUGUAAAGUCCUUGGCUACUACUGCCGCCGUGUGCAAUAAAUAUUCAUCAUUAUUCAGUGGCAGAGAGGAGCCAGCUCCAUCCCAAACCCUGUUUUUUUAUCCACCAUUGAGACAUUAUACAUCCUCCCUUCCCGGUCCACAUCCAGAUUUCCCUCAACACGACAUGGCACCCUUUCUUCUUCACGUCUUCCUCCCAUUGUCUCGGAAACAUCUAAUGUAGACAUUCGGUCUAAUCCUCCCAAAUCUCCUGAUGCCUUCCUUUAUUACCACAUCAAUUAAUUCUGCUCCCUCUUCUCAGCCACUUGUGGAGCAUAGACUUUAGUCAUUUUCCUCCUCUUUCAGUGACAGUACAUCCAAGAAUAUGUUUGAGGGUCACCCUCUAUCUCUUGAAGUGCUCUUCAACACAGCAAAAAAAAAAAAAAAAAGAGGCCAAAAUGAUUGACUUUUUAUGCCUUAUGUAUCAGAACCACAUGAUUUAUUUACUCAAUACUCAAUGUUUAACAACAGAAAAUUAUUAUAUUGAUGAUUUAGCACCGGGGUUGUAUUUCCUUGGCAUCACUGACAGUAUUUGUCUCAAUAGAUUACCUCACCUUGGGGUUUGUUGGCUUUGUGUUUACAGAGAUCCGCUUUCCAUUUCCCUGCCAAGCGAAGUGUGUGGAGAUGUGACGAACAUUUAACCGGGGCCUCUCAUGAUGGCAUAAUGUAUACGAGGCCUUUGAUGUCUUGCCUUAUUAGGGUCAGCAGCACAUCUUAUUAACUGUGAAUUAACCGAGGGAUAAUGUGCCAUGCAUCCCUAGCUUACAUUUGGCCUAUUUAUUUUCUUGUUGUCUCGUGUGCAAUUUGAAUUUUAACUGGGACAUAAAGAGACAUUUUUGUAUGUUUGUAUAUCGCAUUAUUGUGUAACUGCUUCCACUUGUCUUUAGAAACUACUGUAGGUUCAGUUGUAUAAAACGCUCCUUGGGCUAGAUUUAGUGCAUUGCUAAUAGAUAACUUUUCAUUUAUCCUAUUCCUAUUUUUGUUGUUGUUCUUGCCUCUCAUAUAUUUGUUAGCGUUGGAAAAAAUAGACACUAGAUAGGCAGAAGAAGCUGUGGGGAAAAAUGGUUCAGUAAUUGUUGGCAGUCACAUAUUUUCCUUGUUUCAAAAUUAUUGAUAAAAUGCUUGCCACAGCUUGUUUAGCAUUGAUAAACAUGAUUUUGGACCCUAAACUGUUCACAUAAAUCCUGAAUAUAUUUUAACCACAAGAUAGCAAAAUACAAAAGGAGCUGUUUGCUUGACAGAGAUUCAGAGAGACUUUUUUAUCCAAGUUUUAGUGUCAGUUGAUGUCUGGCAGCCUCAGUGGAGUCGGUGAAGCAAGAUGGAAAACUUUCCAAGGGCUUGCACACUGAAGAAACUAUGUCCAACAGCUAAUUGCGGCGUAGAGUGCCUAAAGGGAGGUGAAGCUUUGGAGAACUUUGGUUUUCAGGUUUGUCGAGAGACAGAAGAGCUGGUUUGUGAUAUGUUGAUGCUGAAAAUUCAUGGCUGUAUUGAAAUUUAUGGUGAUUUAAGUUUACAUUCAUUUUUAUGGGGCCUAAUAUCAUAAACCAUAUCUUUAAAGUGGAACUAUUAUGUAUUUUUUUCCUCAUUUCUUGUUAUACAUAUAUAUACAUCCAGGCAUCCCUGAAACAGAGAAUUUUCCAGGUUAGCAAGCCAGUUUCCACAUAAAGACGAUAUGCCAUGUUCUGACUAAAGUAUUUCUAAAAAACAAGCACAACAUUUGGCGUAAACAAAGAUGCAAAACAAAAAAGCAGUGACAUUUGGAGUAUCAUAGAGUAGACAUUUGGAUUAUUGAAGUUGGGCUAGCAGACGAUGCUAAAAAUAUGCUACCUGGUGGCUAGCUUUAGAGCUAGCUAUUAGCUUAAGCUAAUAUAAACACAUUUGCUAACAAAAAAUUUAAGAAUUGAGUUAAAUUGUUCAUGCUGUUCAGCUGGGAGAGAUAAAGCCAUUACAGAGCAGGAAGACGAUGCUAAAAACGGAUCAAAUUUCAGCCAAAAGAGCAUCUUAGAUUAGCACAACCGCUACAAUAAUAUGUGACUGUAUGGUUUGGAUUACUUGCUGUAAAAAGUCCUGAUCCUAAUCCCAAGGUCCACACUGAAAUCUUGGUGUGAUUCUUUUGUGAAUCCUUCAAAUAUUUGGCAGUCGGGGCAAGGUAUCAAAACACAUUAAAAAGAUGUCAACCUCAACCAGUGCAGUGGGAACCUGGACCAGGAAACAGGGCUGAUCCUAAAGGAGCUAUAAUGCCAUUUUUAAGAUCGUAGGGGUCCCCUGAAAAAUAUUUAUUUUAAACCUAAACAUCCAAAAGUACUCCACUGUAGCCCACAAAUAAAAACCCUCAUCUGGAAAUGAGCAUAAUAGAGCCACUUUAAAGAAAAAGGAAUACCCACUGUGGUUCCAUAUAUCACUAUGCAGAUGUGAAGCACUAAAGAGGAAACUAUUUUAGUUAUCAUUUAUGGAAAUCUGCUUUUCAAGGAUCCUUGGUAUAGGAAUUGUGAACUGUUUUAUAUGUACUGUAUUUCUAGCCUUACAAAAACUGGCUGACAAUAUUUUAUACUAUAACAUACUGUAUGUGCCUUAAAACGAUUGUGUCAAGGCUAAGAGGCCAUUUGAAGUUUCAAAGAUUUGUGGCGAGAGACUCAGAGGUGGAGCAGUAUUAUGUGCAUGUGGUUAACUGUGAUGCAGAGUAAGUUUGUUGUAGGUUCAAGAUGUGACACAGGACAGAAAAACGAUAAAGCUCCGCUAUUAGCGGUUGAACUGGCAUAGUGGGUGUUCGAUUCAUGUUGGAGGCACAGGCUGAAACAGCAUUUCCAGCUGGCAAAAACAAUCUUACUGUGGUCUGUUGUCAUGGAAUAUCAACAGAGAUGUUAUUUCUUAGUCGAUCCUCACAACAGAAUGAAGUUGACACAAACUGUGGACCUCACUCAUUGUUAUUUUUAUCUGUUAUCGUUAUGUUUUUUCAAGGAAACCGUGGGUUUUGUGAAAAAACACACAUUGUUACUUGCUUUAGUGGAAAUGGAUGAUACUGGUGCAUUACACUGUUGGGAAAUUUAACUAAAUUCCAUCUGUUGAUUUAAAAGGGCACUCCAGUGAUUUACUAUUCCAGCUUCACCAGUUGGGAGGCCUGCAGAAGACACUAAAUAACAGUGCAUGCAGCAGUGGAUGAAAUAUCUUUACUUUCAGUUUGGCUCAAGCUCCAAAAAUGCAUCGACUAUUAUGCAACUCAGUAGCCUUUUAAAGUAAGCUCCAUAGACUGUAUAUAAACAAUGGAUUUCAAAAGCAGCGUCAGUGUUAAGACAUCUUAAAUUUACAUUCUUUGUAAUUGCCAAUAGAGGAUCGACUUCUGUGGUUGUAAAUGGACUUGAAGUCCAAAAGCACUUUUUACCACAAACCUCAUUCACCCAAUCAAACACAAAGCACUUUUACUGUUACUGUAGGCUCUGUAUAUUACUUACGUACAAACUCACAUCCCGAUGAAUGCAUCGGGAGCAACUUGAGCUUCAGUAACUUGCCAAAGGAUUCUUUGGCAUGCAGAUUAGAGGAGCCAGGGAUCCAUUUGGUAGAUGACCUGCUCUACCUCCUAAACCACAACCAGAGAAAAUGACCCACCAGCUCAUUUUGAGUAUUGAGGUUUAUUUGUAUUUCCCAGCUGGUUGCUGGCAGUUGUUGGGAUAUUAUUGCUAAAGUCUGAAUUGUGGAGAUCUACAGAUCAGUCAGUGACCCCCUGGCAACCACCUGUUGCAAGAAUCCUGUAUUCCCCAGCUGAUUAGCAAAAAACCUCCAAAAAAAUGGAGGCUUGCCUUCAAAGUUGCACGUUUUCAAACAUGUUAGCUCUCCCUGGCAACCACUAGGGACUCCCUGGCCCCUACUGGUCGCCAAGGGGUCCCCACAUUUUUCUUUGCUGAGGAAAAAUGUGUAUUUUGCAACUGGUUGGUAAAAAACUUGUUGAUAUACCUUUGGUCACUAGCAGAUGGUCAUAGUUACUCUUAGUUUGCAUGGAAUGAGCUGACUUGUCCACAAACACUGGCCAGCUAAUCUCUGCAGGGAAGUGACACAAACUGGAAACAGAGAAUGUUUUCUUUAAAAGUAGAAGUUGUGUCUUCUGCUUUUAGUUUGCAAGUUGAAUGUUCUCUGUUUCUAGUUUGCAUCAGUGUUUGCAGAGAAGGAAGGCGUCGUCUUUCACGCAAACUAUAACCAACUGCAGCAAUCUGCUAGUGACCAACGCGAUUGCGAGGUGGUUUCUGGUGCAGUGCCCUCUUUGCAACCAGUUUUACUCAGCCACAGGAACCACUUGCCAACUAGGCAGGAAAUAUACAUUUUUCCCUCAUGACCAUUGGUUGUAUCACGUCCAAUAUGGUGGAAAACUCUGAAAUCACACGAGGAACCUCAAAAACCCCACAAAGUCAUUCUUACUUCUCAAUCACUGAUUUCAAGUCUUAUUUAAUACAGUGUGAUUUUUUUUAAAAUAUGGCCCAUCUUUCAAAUUCACUUGAUGAACAAGUUGGCCAAAAUACUCAACUCGUAGAUCAGAAUCAAAGUCCAAAAACCUUGACUUGUCCAAGUCCAUCUUCUAUAUACAGUCUAUGCUAGACUCCCCAGCCUACUAAAUGCUGACAAUAAAACUCCUCAGUUUUUAACACAGGCUUUUUGAUUUUCUCUCACGUGACAAUGAGCCUCCACAGCCCCAAAAGAUAUUACAGUAGCUAAAGGACAAAUCUGUGGAGUGUCCCUUUGAAGGAGUAACUGAAAGCACUUCGUUGCAUUUAUAGUAAAGACCCAAUUUUUAUGAAAGAUUCACCACUGUUGGGAACAACCCAUUUUUCUUCUUAUUGUCUGUUUUUGUUCUGUGUAAUGACACUAGGCUAACAGGUCUCCCAUAACCUUAUUUUCAUCAGACCAUGUGGCUGUAGUGAAAGGAAUACAUACCAAUUAUGCCUUAUGAACUAACCUCAUAAACAAAUAACAUUAUUGGUUAUUGUGAAUCACGUUAAUGUUGAUAAAUCCUGUCAGAGAGUUCGAUUCCGCCCAGAGACAUGUUAUGAGGAGGUCAUUUAAAAUGGCAACUCAAGAGCCAAUGGAAGCAGCUGAUGCAUUUUAAAAGAAAAAGAAAGAAAGAAAGAAAGAAAGAAAGAAAGAAAGAGAAAUCUCUGCUUUCAGACGUAGUGUCUUGAAUUACAUAUACUUGACUUUUCUAGUACCUUUUCAGUUCAAAAUUGUUAUUUUCUAUGAAUGAGAUGUGUAUUUUGGAACUCUUAAUAGAUGUUGAAAAUUUUAAAGCAAUCUGCAAAAAAUCAAGAGUUAUUUCCCUGACAAAGAUCGACUGUUUUAUGUAUAUAUUUGAUGGCCAUCGUUUUCAAUGAUAGUAGCUCUUUUGAAGUGUUGAAGCAAUAUCAAAGCUUUUUCUCUUUCCGGCGUGAAGAAGGGCCUAUUGCUGAGAAAUAAUCAAAGCUGGGAGUUGUUGUUUUUUUUCUUCUUCUUUAUGUUUUACAAUAAUCUGAAGGGUUAUCCUGCAGAAAUAUUUAUGGAAAGACUUUUUACAACACUUUUUGUAUAGAAUAUGCAACAAAGUUACACUAAGAAGGAAAUAUUGAUGUCUACAUAGAAUAUUAUUAAAAAGAAAAAAAAGCUGGUACAUAAUUAAUAACCUUUCUCAAUUAUAAGCCAUUGUAUUUUUUUUCCUGUGUGUGUGUUUUUGAUUUAUUGAUGUUAUCAGUGUUGAAUAACCCAUUAUUCAGUUGCUAUGUGACUAAUUAUGAGCUGCCAUAUGCAUCCAUACAGCCACGUGUAUUCAUUUUGUAAACGAUAUUAUGAAAAUAUGUGUUAACAUGCAGAAAAGUCUGUUUUUCUUAAUUAGUGACGGAUACUCACCACUGUAUAAACGCAUUAAACUGUGAGAUGUAGUUUGGUUAAAGCAGCGAUAACAAGAAACUAUUAUAAAAUGUUAUAUUGGUAGUGUAGCGAGUGUAUACUUCUGUCAAGGAAGCGUGUGUGACAAAGAACUAUUUUAGAGUUUGCAUGUGCAUGUGUUUUGGUUUUGAAUGAAAUAUCCCCUUUUUUGUGCAAUGUAUACCUAUUUAAAUACCUUACAGUAGUUUGCUAAAGUAAAUAUUGUUUUUAACAUUAUCAGCAACGUCUGAUUGUUAUUAGUCCUCAUUUACCGCAAAUGUAGCCUCUGCAGAUAAUACAUAUUUACUGAAUGUAACGUGUUAACACUUAAGUGGUCGGGUCGGAGAGUCUCGUUUGUAUUCUUUACUGUCUGUAUCACUUGAGAUGUUUGUCAUGCAGUAUUGCAAUAAUAUAAUAUUUGAUUUGGACAGAACGCAGGCGUGCGGUCGGGAAAGACAAUGAUUAUGGGAAGCAAGGACAGUCGUGGCCUCGAGAGUCGACCACAGGUCUGUUUUUCAUGUCCAUGAAAACGGCAUUCCAAAAUGUGCCUUAUUUGUUAGUUGGGAAAACAUUUUAGUGCUGUUCAGAGUUUGAUGAAUAAAAGUCACAUUGAAUUAAA
This is a messenger RNA of Pelmatolapia mariae (spotted tilapia), 7496 nucleotides long. It is a transcript of the gene zcchc24, whose product is annotated as zinc finger, CCHC domain containing 24. Lineage: Eukaryota; Metazoa; Chordata; Actinopteri; Cichliformes; Cichlidae. The record is from RefSeq and is a predicted model, not a curated record. Gene Ontology annotation, molecular function: nucleic acid binding; zinc ion binding. Bases 281 to 1000 code for a protein of 239 amino acids. The transcript is spliced from 4 exons.